GAGUCUUGCCACCAAGUGGCUCCGCUGCCCCGAUGGAUGCCCUGAAUCUGUCCUGGUACGAUGAGGACCUGGAGAGGCAGAACUGGAGCCGGCCCUUCAAUGAGUCGGAAGGAAAGGCGGACCGGCCCCACUAUAACUACUACGCGAUGCUGCUCACCCUGCUCAUCUUCGUCAUCGUCUUUGGCAAUGUGCUGGUGUGCAUGGCUGUGUCCCGAGAGAAGGCCCUGCAGACCACCACCAACUACCUGAUUGUCAGCCUCGCUGUGGCUGACCUCUUGGUGGCCACGUUAGUCAUGCCAUGGGUCGUCUACCUGGAGGUGGUGGGUGAGUGGAAAUUCAGCAGGAUUCACUGUGACAUCUUCGUCACCCUGGAUGUCAUGAUGUGCACAGCAAGUAUCCUGAACCUGUGUGCCAUCAGCAUCGACAGGUACACAGCUGUGGCCAUGCCCAUGCUCUACAACACACGCUACAGCUCCAAGCGCCGAGUCACCGUCAUGAUCGCCAUCGUCUGGGUCCUGUCCUUCACCAUCUCCUGCCCACUGCUCUUCGGACUCAACAACACAGAUCAGAAUGAGUGCAUCAUCGCCAACCCUGCCUUUGUGGUCUACUCCUCCAUCGUCUCCUUCUACGUGCCCUUCAUCGUCACCCUGCUGGUCUACAUCAAGAUCUACAUUGUCCUCCGAAAGCGCAGAAAGCGGGUCAACACCAAACGCAGUAGCCGAGCUUUCAGAGCCAACCUGAAGACUCCUCUCAAGGGUAACUGCACUCACCCCGAGGACAUGAAACUCUGCACCGUUAUCAUGAAGUCUAAUGGGAGUUUCCCAGUGAACAGGCGGAGAGUGGAGGCUGCCCGCCGAGCCCAAGAGCUGGAGAUGGAAAUGCUGUCCAGUACCAGCCCACCCGAGAGGACCCGGUACAGCCCCAUCCCACCCAGCCACCACCAGCUGACCCUCCCCGACCCCUCCCACCACGGCCUCCACGGCAAUCCCGACAGCCCUGCCAAACCAGAGAAGAACGGGCAUGCCAAAGACCACCCCAAGAUUGCCAAGAUCUUUGAGAUCCAGUCCAUGCCCAAUGGUAAAACCCGGACCUCGCUCAAAACCAUGAGCCGCAGGAAGCUCUCCCAGCAGAAGGAGAAGAAAGCCACGCAGAUGCUCGCCAUUGUCCUUGGUGUGUUCAUCAUCUGCUGGCUGCCCUUCUUCAUCACGCACAUCCUGAACAUACACUGUGAGUGUGACAUCCCACCGGUCCUCUACAGCGCCUUCACGUGGCUGGGCUACGUCAACAGUGCGGUGAAUCCCAUCAUUUACACCACCUUCAACAUCGAGUUCCGCAAGGCCUUCAUGAAGAUCCUACACUGCUGACUCUGCCGCCCGCCUGCACAGCAGCUGCUUCUCCUUGCCUCCCUGCCCGGGCCUGCCAAGCCUCACCCCUGCAAGCCAUGGGCACAAGUGCCCUGGGUGGACUGGGCCUUGUGCUUGUCCUGCAGGCCCUGCAGUGUUAGCUUGGCUCCUCUCUGCCCCUCUCUACCC
Dipodomys ordii (Ord's kangaroo rat) is the source of this 1532-nucleotide messenger RNA. RefSeq names its product dopamine receptor D2 (gene Drd2). NCBI's taxonomy places the organism in Eukaryota, Metazoa, Chordata, Mammalia, Rodentia, Heteromyidae. Gene Ontology annotation, cellular component: presynaptic membrane; glutamatergic synapse. Gene Ontology annotation, molecular function: dopamine neurotransmitter receptor activity, coupled via Gi/Go; G protein-coupled receptor activity. The record is from RefSeq and is a predicted model, not a curated record. Gene Ontology annotation, biological process: adenylate cyclase-activating adrenergic receptor signaling pathway; adenylate cyclase-inhibiting dopamine receptor signaling pathway. The transcript has 7 exons. Bases 33 to 1364 code for a protein of 443 amino acids.